GGAUGGAGAGCGCUCCCUUGGGCUGGCGGCUGGAGCAGGAGGGAGGACUGUGUGAGGCAAUGGUUCCGGGAGGUGGUGUUUCCCAGCCGGGAGCCGCGCCGGCCGUGCCGGCUGGGGUGAUGCAAUGGUGGUGACAGAGGAGCGGCGGGAGGAAAAACAAUUUUCAGGAAUUUCUGUUUGUUGCUGCUGUUUUGAAUCUCCAAGCCAAAGAAUUGGAAGAGGAUAAAUUCAGUUGAGUUGUACCUCAGAUCUUUGUGCAGUGUGGCAAAAUGGCUGACAGCCCGAAUUGUGAUUUGAAGUCUCUGAGUCCACUUCAGCUGUUUGAAAAAGUGACUGAACAAGGAGAGAAAGUCAGAGCACUAAAAGCAGGAAAAGCACCAAAGGAUGAAAUUGAUGCAGCAGUGAGGAUGCUCUUAUCAUUAAAACUGUCAUAUAAAACAACAACAGGACAAGAUUAUCAGGCAGGCUUGCCUCCAAAAGAUCUUGUAUUAAUAAACAAUGGUACAACAAAAGAAGAGGAUGAGGAUUUAGUGGAUCCCUGGAAUGUGCAGACAUCAAAUGCUAAAGGCGUGGAUUAUGACAAGCUCAUAGUUCGGUUUGGCAGCAGUAAAAUUGACACAGAUCUGAUUAAUCGAAUAGAAAGAGCUAUCGGGCAAAAACCUCACCACUUUCUACGUAGAGGAAUCUUUUUUUCCCACAGAGAUAUGGACCAAGUACUUGAUGCUUAUGAAAAUAAGAAGCCCUUUUACCUUUAUACAGGCAGAGGGCCAUCCUCUCAGGCAAUGCACGUUGGUCAUCUUAUCCCAUUCAUGUUCACAAAGUGGCUGCAAGAGGUAUUUGAUGUUCCCUUGGUAAUACAGUUAACUGAUGAUGAGAAAUACCUUUGGAAGGACAUGACAAUUGAGAAGGCAUAUGAAUAUGCUAAAGAAAAUGCAAAAGACAUCAUUGCAUGUGGUUUUGAUGUCAAUAAAACCUUUAUAUUUUCGGAUUUAGACUAUUUAGGGACAAGUGCUGGAUUCUACAGAAAUAUUGUCAAAGUUCAGAAGCAUGUUACAUUUAACCAAGUGAAAGGAAUCUUUGGCUUUACAGACAGUGAUUGCAUUGGUAAGAUCAGCUUUCCUGCUAUCCAAGCUGCUCCAUCCUUCAGUUCAUCAUUUCCACAGAUAUUCAAUGGCAAGGAGAAUAUUCAGUGUCUUAUCCCAUGUGCUAUUGACCAGGAUCCUUAUUUCAGAAUGACCCGCGAUGUAGCACCGAGAAUUGGACAGCCUAAGCCAGCCUUACUCCACUCAGUCUUCUUCCCAGCCCUACAAGGAGCACAGACCAAAAUGAGUGCUAGUGACCCAAACUCUUCCAUCUUCCUCACUGAUACACCCAAACAAAUCAAGACAAAGAUUAACAAGCACGCCUUCUCGGGGGGCAGGGACACCAUUGAAGAGCACAGGAAGUACGGAGGCAACUGUGACGUGGACGUGUCCUUCAUGUACCUGACUUUCUUCCUGGAGGAUGAUGACAGGCUCCAGCAGCUGAAGCAGGCCUACACCAGUGGGGAAUUGCUCACAGGGGAGCUGAAGAAGGUACUUAUUGAAACAAUGCAGCCCUUGGUAGCAGCUCAUCAAGAAAGAAGGAAGCAGGUCACAGAUGAAAUUGUGAAGCAGUUCAUGACUCCAAGGAAGCUGGCUUUUGAAUUUUGAAGAAAUGUAUAUGUAACUUAGCACUUGAUAAUCCACAACCAAGUAAUUGUUGUCUUCUGUUGUAUGUCAUCACUCCCUAGUUAUGUACAGCCUGUAAUUGGUGCUUUAUAAAUAAUGAGUAAAUUAUCAUGAACAGCAGAGUACAGAAAAAGUUUUAAAGAGGACUUGUAUCUAUUUAAAAUCAGAAUAUGCAAGACAGAAUUUAUCAGUCUUGCAGAAAAGCAUGUAUGUCAGCCCAGCAUUGUAUUUUAAUGUAUUUCAUGUUGAAAAUAUAAAUAAAAUUUCCAUUUGAUGAUAAAGGCUAAUUUGGAAAUUGUUUUAAAUAUGUUGGUAAGAGGUCAUAUCUCAAAGCAAUAAAUAGUAGCUCCAUUUUCUUCUGUACUAUGUACUUUGGUUUACUACACUGUAUGUCUUCUUAGGCUACUGAAAACAUGCUGCACACAAAAAAGUAGUGAAUGUUACAAGGUGGGAUCAGUACAGAAAGAGUGGACAUCUGUGAGUUGAACACUGGAGAAAGAAUAUCAGACUUGUCUUGCUAUUGCCUUCCUCUUUGACAUUGGGCAAGUUGCAGAAAUCUAUUUUUUUUCAGGAGCUUUUUACCUGAUCUGAGUGCCUCUGGAGGGAGGAGGUCAUCAAGAAGUUGUCAGGUCCUUGAUAUUCUCAGGUGGAAGAUAGUAUAGAAAUGCAAAUACUGGUUUCUAGUUAUAAAUAAUGAGUGUUAAAUCAUGCUGUGAAAAUUGAAGUCACACUGGACACAGGGAUACUUCUAGUACUGUCUGUUCUCUUUCACUGCACCAGGAGGUUUAAACUAGGGAUAUUUAUUAUAUUUAUUUUCAGUGAGAAAAUAUACUUUGUUAAAAUAUCUCAUGUAAUAUUUAUCUCCUUUCUUCAAAAGAACUUCAGUGUCUUUGCUAUGAUUUAUGGAAGAAAAAUUCCAAUUAUUAGCUAUGUGUUUUGAUCUGAACAGUGCUUGAGUGCAAACUGUUAGAUCUGUCUUGUAUAGAAUAGAAAGUUGCUAGCCCAGAUACAGUCUUAGCAAAGGUGAUUUUAUUUGAUGUAGAUAACACAGGUGGGUUAGCCUGGUUAUGUUUGUUCAAGGAACCAAGGAAAAGGCAGAAGUGCAAGGCAAACCUAGGCCUAUUGCACAAGUUUCCAACUUGUGCUAGAAAUAGCAAGGCUUAGCUUUUGUCUUUUUCUUUACAGUUUAUGUGAGCUGACAUUUCUAAUUUAAUGCCAUUGACUUCAGCAUAUUACUGAAAAUGUUUCCCAGAGACUGUCUCCAUAACCCACAGGCAAAGCAUCUCAGUGCCAGCAGGGGCAUAACAAUGAAUAGAAAAGCUUUUUUUUUUUCUUCUAGAAGUAGUGGAACAAUUCUUAGGGGGAAAAAGCAGCUUCUUAAAUCCAGUAAUAAAUAAGCUAGGUCCUAAUUACUUUAGACUUUAAUUAUGACCUCACUGUUCUUGCAGUCUACUCUUUGUCAUCUUUAAGCCAUACAUAAAAGAUAAGCCUUAAAUUUACUUAGAAAGUGCUUUUAAAAAUGUAUGCAAAUAUAUUGUUUAAAAUAUAUGCAGAUUUGUUCUGCUAGAUUUAUUUCAUUCACUGAGAAUUAAUUUUGUUAUUCAGCAAAGGGAAAUAGCUGUAGGAAAAACAGUGCUGUGUUCUAGAUAAGUAGAUGGAUUAUUUUAUAGCAACAAUUGAAAUAUGUUUUGAAAGUUCUAGAAAGGGAAGUGUGAUAGGAAAACUAUUUAUUUGUUUGCUGAACAAGUACUAUUUUCAAGUUCUCUGAUAAAUUCAUACUAACAUAUUUCUGAGAUGGUGCAGUUUCUCAGAGGAGUCUUGGUGAAUUCCUGACUCAUGUAAUUACAGUUCAUGUCCCAGAGGUCAUUUUAAAGGUCAAGGCAGUUUUCAAAAGCAUGCUGAAAUGUUAUCAGGCAUUGUUCAUUACAUUUUCCUCAAUUUGCCCAUUUUGUUCAUCUCACUGUAAUAAAGAUGUAGAUAAAAGUCUGUAUCAAA
This is a messenger RNA of Oenanthe melanoleuca, 3704 nucleotides long. It is a transcript of the gene WARS1, whose product is annotated as tryptophanyl-tRNA synthetase 1. Gene Ontology annotation, biological process: tryptophanyl-tRNA aminoacylation. Gene Ontology annotation, molecular function: ATP binding; tryptophan-tRNA ligase activity. NCBI's taxonomy places the organism in Eukaryota, Metazoa, Chordata, Aves, Passeriformes, Muscicapidae. The coding region runs from base 270 to 1691 and encodes 473 amino acids. The transcript has 12 exons. The record is from RefSeq and is a predicted model, not a curated record. Gene Ontology annotation, cellular component: cytoplasm.